CGAAGAAGCAAGCCCCUAGGUUAGCCUAGUCUGUCUAGAUCUUAAUCGAUCUCCACGCAGGGCCGUUCUUUGGCCUAUAGGCUUCCCGCUGCGCCGUGGAGAUGCUUUCAAUAUCCGGCCCUCGCAGCCGGCCAAUCGCUGUCCCCUGUCAACCCCGUCAACCACAUUUAGAGAGAGCUAAGUUCUAGGCUGAGCGCUAUGCUUGUUCCUGAAUUUGAUAACCUUCCUAAUUCUAGCAGCGCUGUGUACUUUUGGUAUAUUGUAACUGAUCGGGCGAUGACUCUUCUGCCUACUAUCAUGGGUCGCUUCGGCGCGAAGUCCCAUUCGGGACAACUCAAUCUCACUCCAUGAGAUUCGGGAAAUUAUUAGGCAGGAGAUAAGUAGGCACCGACUUAGAACGGACCUAUCUCAUGCCUUAAAUUUUAGUCACACAUUGUAGGACCUCACUAUACUCUAGUGUACGGCUGUCACUAUGCAGGAUAGCCAACCCCUAACUCGGGCGAGAAUCGCUGGGUUCGAAUGGUUGCUCUUCGUUCAUAACCGCGCCGCCUUCUGUCUCUCUCUCUUUUUUCUUUUCUUUUUUUUCUCAUCACCACCAGUUGAGUUGACAAGAAACGGCAUAUUAGCCAGCCGUGGCAAACGUCUUGUUUGCGUCCUUUCGUUGAGUAGCUUGACGAUCACAUUCAUUACGGCCUUGGCCACUUUACGAUCUUUACGUAUCACAUAAUCUCUUAAUACGUCGUUCAAGAUGCAGUUGAAAAUUUCAGUUUUGGUUGCCGCCCUUUCGGCUUCCUCUGCUUUUGCUACUUACACCAAAGACUAUAAGCUGAAUGCUUAUUGGGGACAAUCAGGACCUGACACCGAUAGUCUUGGUACGCACUGCGAGUCCGAUAGCAUCGACUAUGUUACUCUUGGUUUCGUGAACAACUCUCCCGAAAAUGGAAACGGCACUGGAUACCCGGGCACAAACUUUGCUGCUCACUGUGCGGCCGAGGUUUAUGUCAACAACAACCGGAACUCUAAGCUUCUCAGCUCGUGUUCUUUCAUCAAGGAUGACAUCAAGAAGUGUCAGCAGCUGGGCAAGAAGGUGUUGCUUUCUAUCGGAGGAGAAUUCACUUCCUCGAGCAACUAUACCCUCUCCUCUGUACAGGCUGGUAUAGAUUUCGCCGACUUCCUUUACAAGGCGUUCGGUCCUUUCAAGAGCGGCUACAAGGGGCCUCGACCUUUCGAUAUCAGCAGCACGGAACACAUCACUGUCGAUGGUUUCGAUUUCGACAUCGAGACCAAGUUCAGCAACCAGCAGCCAUAUGUCAACAUGGUGAACCAUCUUCGUGACCUCAUCACCGCUGACAGCAAGAGCAUUCUUCUCACUGCUGCUCCGCAAUGCCCGCAGUCUACUGAUUAUUUCCAGAUGAAGAUCAUCCUUCAGCAGGCUAAGUUCGACAAGAUCUGGAUCCAGUUCUAUAACAACCCCAUCUGCGAGGCCUGGACCACUGGCUUCAACUAUAAUGACUGGGAGAGCUUCAUCAGCGGCGGUGUUAACAGCGCCGCUGAGCUCUUCAUCGGUCUUCCCGGCAGCGCUUCCGCUGUUGGCCUACUCGGAAGCGGCUACAUCCCGGCUCAACAGGCUCAGGAUCUGAUCUGCACGUACAAGAAGAAGGAGCACUUCGGCGGUGCCAUGUUGUGGGAUGCCUAUUAUGCCUCUCAGAACAAGAAUCUUGCAGGAAAGAACUACUACAACUUGGUUGCUGAGGCCUUGAAGUGCGGUGGCUGUGACGGGGAUGUCUGCAAGCCUGUUACAACUAGCAGCUCGGCUACGACUUCGUCCACUACAAGCUCCACCACAAGCUCCUCCACUAGCUCUUCCACUAGCUUUUCCACCUUGUCGACCGUCAGCACCACCAGCUCGUCUAUUUCCUCGACGGCCAGCACUACGUCUACCUCGAGCUUUGCCUCUAGCACUAGCAGCAGCAUCUCUACUUCCAGCUCUGUUGCCACAUUAAGCAGUGCUUCGAGCUCAAGCUACAUUGCUACAUCCAGCAGCACCUCCAGCUCAGGAUAUCUUGUGACAUCAAGCAGUGCUUCCAGCUCAAGCUAUAUUGCUACGUCUACCAGCUCCUCAGUUUUCAGUUCCAGCUCCUCCAGCUCCACUAGCUCCUCGGCCUCCAGCGCGGCAACUAGCAGCAGCGUGUUUUCCACAUCGUCUUCUUACGACUUUACCUCCAGCAGCUCAGCAUCUGCUAGCGAAACCUACGCGGACAGCACAUCGUCUUCCAGCAUCGCGACUGCCACAGAGUCCUUGACAAGCUCAUUGAUUACAAGCAGCAGCACUCUCUCAGUAAUCUCCACCAUCUCUAGCUCUUCGUACAGCGCCUCGGCCACUUCUUCGGAAGACGACUGCCCUCCUGAUGAGACCUCCAGCUCAUUCGCCGAGUCGUCCACUUACAGCGUCUCAACCAGCAGCUACCCUACCGUAUCGGUCACAUCCAGUGUUUCGAACAAUGCCUCGGCUAGCAGCUAUCCUACCGCUUCCCUGACUUCCAGUGCUUCGAACAGCGUCUCCGAGACCCAGUCUGUGAGCGCAACCUCGUCUCCUUACCCUACCGGUAGCGCCUCCACCACGGAGUACACGACCAGCACCGUCUAUUCUACUACCGUUUACACCGUGACGUCGUGCGCCCCUAGCGUCACCAACUGCCCGGCUAAGGGUUCCGUCGUUACCAAGACGAUUGCUCUGUACACCACCGUGUGCCCUGUCACCGAGACGCAAAAGCCGACACAGAACCCCACUGCCGUUCCCUACACAAGCACCAUCUACAGCACCCGCAUCAGCACCAUCACCAAGUGCCCGCCCAGCGUGACCAACUGCCCCGUCGGCUCCGUCACCACCGAGACCGUUGCCAUUGAGACCACGAUUGUCCCUACCACCGUUAAGACGACGGCCGAGACCAAGCCCACUACCUCUGGCGUAGCCUCGUACCCCGUCGGCGGCGGCAACCAAUACCACCAGGCCUCGCCGUCCAACGACGUACAGACUGCCGCGGUGUCCAGCUACCCCUUAGCGUCUAACAGCGUGCAGACCGCUGCCGCAUCUAGCUAUCCCGUCGUGAACACCCCAGCCGCCUCUUCCCCCAGCGUGCAGUCCGUGUCCACCACGCUGACCGUCGCCGUCUACCCCACGGGCAAGAGCGGCUACAACAACGGCAACACCAACGGCACCGUCUCGUCUUACAGCGCCGGCACGGGAUACCCCGUCGCACCCACGACUACUUCCGCCGGCAGCGGAUACACCGCCAUCGUGUGCAACGGCGCUGGCUGCUCGGCCUCGACCUCGUACCCUACGGCACCGGUAGUUACCGCCGGCUCGGCUAAGGUUGCUUCUUUGAGCCUUGGCCUGUUGGCUGUUGUGGCUCUCGUUUUGUAAGAGGAAAGUAGGGGGGAUUGGUUGGACGAGUGUGUGUUGGUAUAGUUAUGUUAAUGUGAAAUGUAUAAUAGGUACAUAUAGCAUGCAUAGAGAAUAAUGAGUUGAUUUAAACAUAUUUUAAACUGAAUGUUCUAGCGCGUGAUAUUGCGUGUUAUAUAAGUGAAGAGAUAUGAGCAUUUGCUUACCAGGUAUUCCGAAGACGGGUAUGGACUUGGAUGCAUGACUAGGUCCUUUACGAAAAUAAAAUAAAAUAAAAUAAAAUGGUAAGCCGAAAAAAUAAAAAUAAAAACCCA
This is a messenger RNA of Daldinia decipiens, 3717 nucleotides long. Its product is annotated as glycoside hydrolase superfamily. Lineage: Eukaryota; Fungi; Ascomycota; Sordariomycetes; Xylariales; Hypoxylaceae. The record is from RefSeq and is a predicted model, not a curated record. The transcript has 3 exons. The coding region runs from base 749 to 3424 and encodes 891 amino acids. Gene Ontology annotation, biological process: carbohydrate metabolic process. Gene Ontology annotation, cellular component: extracellular region. Gene Ontology annotation, molecular function: chitinase activity.